Messenger RNA from Letharia lupina, 1764 nucleotides. RefSeq lists its product as uncharacterized. Gene Ontology annotation, cellular component: membrane. Bases 1 to 1764 code for a protein of 587 amino acids. The transcript is spliced from 4 exons. The record is from RefSeq and is a predicted model, not a curated record. Gene Ontology annotation, biological process: transmembrane transport. NCBI's taxonomy places the organism in Eukaryota, Fungi, Ascomycota, Lecanoromycetes, Lecanorales, Parmeliaceae. Gene Ontology annotation, molecular function: transmembrane transporter activity.
AUGUCAAAGGAAGUUAUCUCAAAUCACGUCGAGGAGUUUUCUGGCGACCCCUCUUUCCCGCCAGCAGACCUAAGCAAAGUCGAGAUCAUCACACUCGAAGAUGACCCUCACCGUGCUGCUCUCGAAGACGACUACAAGCAGAAACUGCCUGGGAAGACCUGGGCAGCAGUGUUCUUCCUCGGCUUCACAUUCCAGCCUGCGUUGGCUUUUUCUAUCCUCGGUGUCUUUCCAAUCAUCUCGGUGAUCGCCAUGGACGUGCAAGGGACGACCACCAAUUCCGCAUGGAUGUCCUCGGGCUGGACGUUAGGGGGGACGAUUGCCUUCGCGAUUGCUGGAAGAAUCUCGGACAUCUUUGGCCGAAGAUAUGUUCUCCUCAUUGGGCAGUUGAUUCUCAUUGUUUCCUAUAUCAUUGGUGCGACUGCAAACAGCUUAAAUCAACUCAUCGCCGCAAUGGCAGUUGGCGGCUUUGGCACCGGCACUGCCCUUGUGCUAUACCCAGGGUUGUCUGAGAUCCUACCAAACCGAUAUCGGUCCGUCGGCCUUGCCUGGACCGAAUUUAACCUCGUCCCCAUGUCAAUCUUCGGAUCGCUAGCUGGCCACGCACUGGCACAGAAUGCUACCUGGCGCUGGAUAUUCAUCAUCGGUGGCAUCACGGCUGUCAUUUCUCUAGUUGGGACUGCUGUGUUCUACUUCCCACCGCCUCGCCCUCAUGCUGUUGCGCAUAUCUCGCGGGGACAAUUGCUAAAAGAGCUCGACUAUGUUGGCUUCUUCCUUUACACUGUUGGCCUCACGAUACUCCUGGUCGGGCUUUACCAAGGGGGGAAUACGCGCAUAUGGCACUCAGCCGGCGUUGUAGCACCUAUCGUGCUUGGCGGAAUCGCUUUCAUUGGCUGCUUCGUUUGGGAAUUCAGUGGAGUGGCCAAGCGCCCUUUGUUCCCAUUUUACAUGUUCAAGAAGGGUCGAGAGUUUACCUCUCUAAUUGUGUGUAUCUUCGUCACUGGCUUUUGUUACUAUGCCAUGACAAGUCUAAUCCCCCAACAACUUUUGCACGUGUACUCCACAAACAAGAUCAAGCUGGGCGAGCUACAGAUGGCAGCAGGUGCUGGCAACGUUUUUGGCGGUGUCGUGAUGGGAGCUCUCGUGCACAAAUUCAAGCACGUCCACAUUCAGCUGAUGAUCGCCGUCGCCAUGCAGAUGCUCUUUCUCGGCCUCUCAGCGCUCGACACGCCUAAGACGACCGCCAUGACGCUGGCCUUCCAUUUCUUUGCGACUGUACCUUUUGCCUGGGUCACAGUCGCGUGCUACGUCACGGCUAGUCUCCAUAUCCCUCAGAAAGAUCUGGGUAUCGCACAAGGCUCCAUUGGGACUUUUCGUUUCCUCGGCGGCGCCAUCGGAAGUACCGCCUUGAACAUCAUCAUCAAUGAGAAAUCAGCAGAGAAGCUUUCUGGUUAUAUCGCUAAAGCAGUGCUACCUCUCGGUCUCCCGCAAGCCAAGCUACAGGCGUUUUCCGCAGCUUUGGCAGCAGGCAAGCCAUUAGCUGUCAAAGGCGUGACUCCAGCGAUGGCUGCAGCUGGCUUGGCAGCUUCGCGAGAGGCUUGGGCGUACGCAUUUCGCAUUGCUUUCUUGGCUACGAUUCCCUUUGGAGUGAUCGCGACAAUUGUCGCCUAUUUUGUCGCCGAUCCAUCGAAGUAUUUCACGCAGCAUGUAGCGAUCCAUCUCGAGACCGAUAAGGUCGAUGAGCGUGGUCGUUCUGAGCACGCUUGA